CAGCAGCGCAGCCACCCAUGCGCGCGCGCUCGCAAGACCACCAGCGCCCAGAGCCCCAGUCUGAGGCUUGGCGCCGGGGGUCUGCGGGCGAGGGGAGCUCUCUACGUGCGAGGGGCUAGCGGGAGCCGGCACAAGAGGGUCGAGGAGCCAGGAACCCCAAACGUCCGGCGCCAGGCGCUAGCCAAGCUGCUGCGCGCCCCGGCGCCCAGCUGGCUCGGGGACAGCCGCUGGGUGUCGGAGACCGGAGCUAGCGGAUUGCAGCGGAAAAGCAAAGAUGUCACACUGGAUCCUUGGCCUCCAGGGUCCAUUAAGGUGAGAAUAAGAUCUCUGGGCUGGCUGGAACUAGCCUAAAACUGAAAAGCAGCCAUGGACAUGGCGGAUGAGCCACUCAAUGGAAGCCACACAUGGCUAUCCAUUCCAUUUGACCUCAAUGGCUCUGUGGUGUCAACCAACACCUCAAACCAGACAGAGCCGUACUAUGACCUGACAAGCAAUGCAGUCCUCACAUUCAUCUAUUUUGUGGUCUGCAUCAUUGGGUUGUGUGGCAACACACUUGUCAUUUACGUCAUCCUCCGCUAUGCCAAGAUGAAGACCAUCACCAACAUUUACAUCCUCAACCUGGCCAUCGCAGAUGAGCUCUUCAUGCUGGGUCUGCCUUUCUUAGCUAUGCAGGUGGCUCUGGUCCACUGGCCCUUUGGCAAGGCCAUUUGCCGGGUGGUCAUGACUGUGGAUGGCAUCAAUCAGUUCACCAGCAUCUUCUGCCUGACAGUCAUGAGCAUCGACCGAUACCUGGCUGUGGUCCACCCCAUUAAGUCGGCCAAGUGGAGGAGACCCCGGACGGCCAAGAUGAUCACCAUGGCUGUGUGGGGAGUCUCUCUGCUGGUCAUCUUGCCCAUCAUGAUAUAUGCUGGGCUCCGGAGCAACCAGUGGGGGAGAAGCAGCUGCACCAUCAACUGGCCAGGUGAAUCUGGGGCUUGGUACACAGGGUUCAUCAUCUACACUUUCAUUCUGGGGUUCCUGGUACCCCUCACCAUCAUCUGUCUUUGCUACCUGUUCAUUAUCAUCAAGGUGAAGUCCUCUGGAAUCCGAGUGGGCUCCUCUAAGAGGAAGAAGUCUGAGAAGAAGGUCACCCGAAUGGUGUCCAUCGUGGUGGCUGUCUUCAUCUUCUGCUGGCUUCCCUUCUACAUAUUCAACGUUUCUUCCGUCUCCAUGGCCAUCAGCCCCACCCCAGCCCUUAAAGGCAUGUUUGACUUUGUGGUGGUCCUAACCUAUGCUAACAGCUGUGCCAACCCUAUCCUAUAUGCCUUCUUGUCUGACAACUUCAAGAAGAGCUUCCAGAAUGUCCUCUGCUUGGUCAAGGUGAGCGGCACAGAUGAUGGGGAGCGGAGUGACAGUAAGCAGGACAAAUCCCGGCUGAAUGAGACCACGGAGACCCAGAGGACCCUCCUCAAUGGAGACCUCCAAACCAGUAUCUGAACUGCUUGGGGGUUGGGAAAAAACCAAGCCAUGCUCUGUCUACUGGCAAUGGGCUCCCUACCCGCACCGGCUUCCUUCCUCCCACCCCUCACACCUGGCUUCUAGAAUAGAGGAUUGCUCAGCAUGAGUCCAAUUCA
This is a messenger RNA of Pan troglodytes (chimpanzee), 1613 nucleotides long. RefSeq names its product somatostatin receptor 2 (gene SSTR2). The record is from RefSeq and is marked provisional. Lineage: Eukaryota; Metazoa; Chordata; Mammalia; Primates; Hominidae. Gene Ontology annotation, molecular function: neuropeptide binding; somatostatin receptor activity. Gene Ontology annotation, biological process: neuropeptide signaling pathway; cellular response to estradiol stimulus; cellular response to glucocorticoid stimulus. Gene Ontology annotation, cellular component: neuron projection; plasma membrane.